This is a messenger RNA of Scleropages formosus (Asian bonytongue), 970 nucleotides long. RefSeq names its product vesicle transport through interaction with t-SNAREs 1B (gene vti1b). NCBI's taxonomy places the organism in Eukaryota, Metazoa, Chordata, Actinopteri, Osteoglossiformes, Osteoglossidae. Gene Ontology annotation, molecular function: SNAP receptor activity; SNARE binding. The record is from RefSeq and is a predicted model, not a curated record. Bases 122 to 793 code for a protein of 223 amino acids. The transcript has 7 exons. Gene Ontology annotation, cellular component: endoplasmic reticulum membrane; late endosome membrane; ER to Golgi transport vesicle membrane. Gene Ontology annotation, biological process: regulation of protein localization to plasma membrane; retrograde transport, endosome to Golgi; vesicle fusion with Golgi apparatus.
AUGAAAUUUUUAAUUAUGCCCAAAUAAUAUUAUUUCAAAAUGUAACGUAAAAUUGUUUGUAGAAAUGUAGCCGUUCAAGACAAAGGCAGGGCUGUGUUUUUAAACGAGACCGCGACAAAAAAUGCCACAGGAAGAGUUCGAAAAGUUGCAUGAGAUGUUUCAGUCUCUGCAUGAGGAGAUGAAGCGGAUGCUCCAGCGAGCUCCUCUUUGCUAUGGAGAGGAGAAGAAGCGGUUGAUGAAAGACUUCAGUGGCAGAUACAGGGAGGCCGAAGAGAUGUUACGAGAGAUGGACGAGGCGCUGCUGGAUGUCCCUGCUGCCUUCCGGAACCCAAUGUCCUCCAAGCUGCGCUGCUACCGCAGAGACAUAAUCAAACUGCAGAGGGACAUGAAGAGUUAUGAUCUCAGCUCAGGGUUCUCGGGCUGGCUCAAGGAAGGCCAGCAUGGGGCCUACACGUCCCACAGAACACAGUUACAGUCCCAGAGGGUAUUACUUCUCCUGGGGACGGAGUCCCUGCACCACGCAACACAAAGCAUCAAACGCAGCCAGCAUAUUGCUGCAGAGAGUGAGCACAUUGGCAGCGACAUCGUUGAGGAAUUAGGAGAACAGAGAGAGCAGCUGGACCGUACGCGGGACCGGCUCAUUCAGACUGGAGAAGACCUCAGCAGAAGCCGUCGGAUCAUGCGAUCAAUUUCUCGCCGAGUGAUGACAAAUAAAAUGCUACUGUCUCUCAUCAUCCUAAUGGAAAUUGGCAUCCUGGGUGCGGUCGUCUACUUGAAGUUUUUUCACAAGUAGGACAAGUACAAGAUAAUUGCAGUUCCAGCCUCACUUCACUAACACCCCAAGCUCUUGAAUUCACCAGCGCAUAUCUCUGAGAAUCCUGACUAGAAUCUCUAAACAAGGCUACAAACUCACAUUUCCUACACAUUAACAAAAAUUGUCUGACAUAGGUCUUUAGCUACAUACAUUUGU